Molecule: messenger RNA, 459 nt
Organism: Schizophyllum commune H4-8
Lineage: Eukaryota; Fungi; Basidiomycota; Agaricomycetes; Agaricales; Schizophyllaceae
Exons: 2
Coding region: 49-360 (103 amino acids)
Source: RefSeq, a predicted model, not a curated record
CACAAUAGUAUCCGUGUCGAUAGCCAUACCGCGAACGGAGAGGAAGAGAUGAUGAAGCCGCCAGAGUUCGACGAUCCUACCGGCUUUUAUACCAAGUCCGCAACAUAUUGGCCGGGCAUCAGUGACAUGGGCGCGGAAGCAUUCCCGCUAGGCAUGAAAUUGACACGGGGCCGAGAGCGUUCAACCCCCCGAGCUAGCUUUCUUGGGAAGAGGCCCGAGCGUGAAGGAUCAGCACCUGCCCACCCUCGCAGCAUGGGCGGUGUCAGGACGCGCAUUCUGCUCCCGGACAGAGCGCAGAACAGGCAUGAUUUUCUCGCGCUAGAACUUGUGCGGCGUGGGAUGCAGGGGAUCGACACAUAGCCGCCCAAGCCACUCUGCAGUAGAAUGUAUCGCGUUAGUGUGUCAAGCGCGUAAAUGGUAUCUUCGCUGCGGCGCCCAUUGCUAUCCAUCGCUGAAAUU